This is a messenger RNA of Lates calcarifer (barramundi perch), 3993 nucleotides long. It is a transcript of the gene clcn5b, whose product is annotated as chloride channel, voltage-sensitive 5b. The transcript is spliced from 17 exons. Gene Ontology annotation, biological process: transmembrane transport; chloride transport. Lineage: Eukaryota; Metazoa; Chordata; Actinopteri; Centropomidae. Gene Ontology annotation, cellular component: early endosome; synaptic vesicle; Golgi apparatus. The record is from RefSeq and is a predicted model, not a curated record. Bases 410 to 2926 code for a protein of 838 amino acids. Gene Ontology annotation, molecular function: voltage-gated chloride channel activity.
AGCGGGUUUGAGCGCGGUAACUGUUAAAUAAGUUAGCUUUCUGGUUGUAUUUUGCCCGUUUGUUUGACAGGUCUUGGUCUUCAACGGUCGGUUAACGGCUAAACGCUGACGCUAGGCUAAUUAUCUGCUGCCGCUCCGUCGGCCGUCGCGUUUGUUCUGCUUUGUUUUUCGGCUCCGACCGCAGCGUUUUAGGAAGAGUACAACUGCAAAAGAAGGAGCGGAAACGGUUGCGAAAACUACCCUGUAACUGGAGAUGUGUUGUCAUUUUUACUGUCCAUGAUGAACCGGGGCGAUAGGACCAGCAGCUGUAUGUGGGGUGUCCAAGCCUGCCGCUGUUCAAGCUAAACACGUCCUAGAUUUAGUUUUUUAUUAAAUGCAGGGUAAAUAAGGCGAAGACUGGUCGGUGACAAUGUUUCAGUUCAGGGUGAGCUGGUUUCGGAGGCACAGUGACAGAGGAUUUGGAGGAAUGGAAAACCCCGGAUACUGCACCGGGAGCUUCGACGGCCUUCAUCACCCCAGUGACGAUGAUGAUGAUGAGAUGGUGGACAUUGCGGGAGCCACACUGGACUUCUCCUCCACGGACGACGUCCCUCCUCUCAGCACAGGAGGUUAUGAGGAGUACAGCAGCAGCAGCAGCAGAGCAGCCGGUAUGAACGGUAACGGUCCCAGUAAGCUUGUGGACCCGCUGGAGGACCCGCUGCCCGGAGUGGGCACCUACGAGGACUUCAACACCAUCGACUGGGUCCGAGAGAAGAGCAAGGACCGCGACAGACACAGAGAGAUCACCAAUAAGAGCAGACAGUCGACUGUGGCUCUGCUGCACAGCGUCAGCGAUGCCUUCUCUGGAUGGCUGCUCAUGCUGCUGGUGGGACUCAUGUCAGGUGCUCUGGCCGGUGGCAUCGACAUCGCAGCCCACUGGCUGACGGACAUGAAGGGCGGCGUGUGUCUCAUCGGCUUCUGGUUCAACCACGAGCACUGCUGCUGGAAGUCCAACGAGGCGACGUUCCAGGACCGGGACCGGUGUCCGCAGUGGCAGAGCUGGGCCGAGCUCAUAACAGGAACAUCAGAGGGUGCAUUCGCUUACAUAGUGAACUACCUGAUGUACAUCUUCUGGGCUCUGCUCUUCUCUUUCCUGGCCGUCACACUGGUCAGGGCCUUCGCUCCAUACGCAUGUGGCUCAGGAAUACCAGAGAUUAAAACCAUCCUGAGCGGGUUCAUCAUCCGUGGCUACCUGGGGAAGUGGACCCUCAUCAUCAAGACCAUCACCCUGGUUUUAGCCGUCUCCUCUGGGCUCAGUUUAGGAAAGGAGGGUCCGCUGGUGCACGUGGCCUGCUGCUGCGCUAACAUACUGUGUCAUCUGUUCACCAAAUACCGCAAGAACGAAGCCAAGCGGCGAGAGGUACUAUCAGCAGCAGCAGCAGUCGGCGUGUCUGUGGCUUUCGGUGCUCCCAUAGGAGGAGUCUUGUUCAGCCUGGAAGAAGUGAGUUAUUACUUCCCUCUGAAGACCCUGUGGCGUUCGUUCUUCGCCGCCUUGGUCGCAGCCUUCACCCUGCGCUCCAUCAACCCGUUUGGAAACAGCCGCCUGGUGCUGUUCUACGUGGAGUUCCACGCCCCGUGGCACCUUGUGGAGCUGGCCCCUUUUGUCCUGCUGGGGAUUUUCGGAGGCCUCUGGGGGGCGCUGUUCAUCAGGGCCAACAUCGCCUGGUGCAGGAGACGUAAAACCACUCGUCUCGGUCACUACCCCGUCAUCGAGGUGCUGGUGGUCGCCGCGCUGACCGCCCUGCUCGCCUACCCCAACAGUUACACCAGGAUGAGUGGAGCCGAGCUCAUCUCCGAGCUGUUUAACGACUGCUCCCUGCUCGACUCCUCUCAACUCUGCGGUUACAAACAGCCAGCAAAUACAUCAGAAACAGGUGUAGGUAACAGCCUAGCAGACCGGCCAGCAGGAGCAGGCCUGUACACCGCUCUGUGGCAGCUGGCCCUCGCCUUAGUCUUCAAGAUGAUGAUCACCGUGAUCACCUUCGGCAUGAAGGUUCCCUCCGGUCUCUUCAUCCCCAGCAUGGCGGUCGGAGCCAUCGCUGGCAGACUGCUGGGUGUCGGCAUGGAGCAGCUGGCCUACUACAACCACGACUCGUUCAUCUUUAAAGGGUGGUGCUCGCCGGGAGCAGACUGCAUCACGCCGGGGCUCUACGCCAUGGUCGGAGCCGCCGCGUGUUUAGGUGGAGUGACUCGUAUGACGGUGUCGCUGGUUGUCAUCAUGUUCGAGCUGACUGGCGGGCUGGAGUACAUCGUCCCCCUCAUGGCCGCCACCAUGACCAGCAAAUGGGUGGCAGAUGCUUUCGGGAGGGAGGGAAUCUAUGAGGCUCACAUCCGGCUGAAUGGGUACCCGUUCCUGGAGCCCAAAGAGGAGUUUGAGCACAGCAGCCUGACCGUGGACGUGAUGAGGCCCAAGAGGUCGGACCCAGCGCUGGCCGUGCUCACACAGGAGGGCAUGACUGUGGGGCAGGUGGAGGCCUUGGUGGAGAGCACACACUACAGUGGCUUCCCUGUGGUCGUCUCCCAGGAGUCCCAGAGGCUCGUGGGAUUCGUACUCAGACGAGACCUGCUCAUAUCAAUAGACAACGCCCGGAAGCGUCAGGAGGGCGUCGUCAGCGCCUCCCAGGUGGUCUUCACAGAGCACGCUCCUUCCGUGGCCGCCGAUGCCCCACCUCCACUCCGCCUCAGAGGAAUCAUGGACCUGAGCCCCUUCACAGUCACAGACCACACACCCAUGGAUAUCACUGUGGAUAUUUUCAGGAAACUGGGGCUACGCCAGUGUCUAGUUACACAUAACGGGAGGCUGCUGGGAAUCAUCACUAAAAAGGACAUACUGAAACACAUGGCGCAGAUCGCCAACAGAGACCCCGACUCCAUCCUCUUCAACUGAACCUCCUCAUCCGUCCUCCUCAUGCUUCCAUCCAUUCCUCUGAAGACCAGGGGAUAAGACAAGAAGACACCAGCUUGUACAGUCGAACAAAAUGCACCUUUACCUCUGUUUAGAGAAAGCCAAGUAAGUCCAGCUCCAUUUGCACAGAUGACGAGAGAAUACGAUUUUUUUUUUUUUUUUUUUUUUUGUCUUUUAGUAAGUCAGAGGUGUUUUUGGCUUUCUGUAAGACGCUCCGAAACAAUGAUUCAUCUGGCCCCAAUUUCAUGUUUGACCCAGAAGGAUGUAGGACAGAUUCACAAGAGAAAUAAGUCAAUGGAAUAUUUCACAUCCACUCCUUUUGGCUUUUUCUAUUCUUCUCUUUUCAAAAAAGAGAUGGACUCCCCUCUCCUCCAUUGGCCAUCAUGUUUCUCUGCUACACCUGAGAGAGAAAAAAAAACAUUUAGCGGGAGGUGAGAACAGAUAAUCCUCUGUCUCAAGUGGAGACGAGGCAGAGGAGGAGGAGGGAAUAAAGACAUCGGGGGAAGAUAAAGAGAUGUUUGGGAAGCUUCGUACCUGCCCUCUGGCCGUCAGAGCGAGCCCAGACAGAGCACUCUGAGCUGGAGCUGAUGGAUGCUCGGACACCUCCCCUCCUCCUUCCCUCCCUCCCUCCCUCUGCGAGGUUUCCUGUAGCCCCGGGGUGAAGGAUACAGGAGUGUGAGAAGAGGAUCUAAUACGCACACUCCAUAAAGACUCCAUGACAGCCUGGGAACCCACCACAAACGUCUUCUUUUUGGUCACAUAGACGCUUGAGAUUUGUGAUACGGCGUGAGACUCCAGCCUGGGAACUAUGCAGUGUUGUUUUGCCAUACAGACUCUCAGACUGGCAACAUGACAAUCAUACUCAUAAAAUUUACACAUACAUACAUAGACAAUGCUGCAAAAACCAUGUCAUGCCUUAUGGAAGAGUCGAAGUACUUCUAGGCUUCCAUGGAAGGGCUACAAAACACAAAAAAGAGAGAAUCAUGACACAUAAAUUAAUUUAUGUAAAUGUAAAAUUGUUUGUCCAACUAAAUUAUUUCACUGUCUUA